Molecule: messenger RNA, 650 nt
Organism: Hibiscus syriacus
Lineage: Eukaryota; Viridiplantae; Streptophyta; Magnoliopsida; Malvales; Malvaceae
Exons: 6
Coding region: 88-465 (125 amino acids)
Source: RefSeq, a predicted model, not a curated record
GCCAAGCAAGCCUCUCCUCCUCCUCCAGUUCCUGACCGUAGCCGUCUCUCGACCCCUUCAAGCCAGGAAAUUAAAUAAGGUCAGGAUAUGGGUUCCUCGAACAUCAGGGAUAUCUUGACAGCAUUUAGUCCUUCAUUGGACUACUUUUCUAUUAGUGCUGGAGAUGGUCGUAUUAAGAUUUGGGACACUUUGAAGGGUCAAAUUCAAACCGAAUUUGCAGACAUUGUAUCAAGCGAAGCAACAAACGUAUAUGCUAAGGCAGAAAGAGGGCAUCUUUCAAUUGAUUACAAAUGUAUUAAGUGGUUGUCUUUUGACAAAAAGAAGAAAAGGAAACUUGGAAGUUCUCUGCUCGUAUUGGGAACAGGAAGUGGCGAUGUCUUAGCACUUUAUGUGUCUGCUGGUCAGUUGAAGUGGAAAGGGUGUCAGUGCUAUUGCAUUUGCUACGAAUGGCUCUUGUUUCUAUAGUGCUGGGGUGAUGGGAUGGUUUGCAAAAUUGAUUCAUUGACCGGAAACCUUUUGGGGAAGUUCAAAGCCUCAACAAAGUCCAUAUCCUGUAUGACUGUCUCAUCAGAUGGCAAGAGGUUAGUCACUGCAGCUGCACAGUUGAAGACUUUUGAUUGUUCUAAUCACAAAAAGAUACAUAAAUUCAU